Molecule: messenger RNA, 2340 nt
Organism: Oryza sativa Japonica Group (Japanese rice)
Lineage: Eukaryota; Viridiplantae; Streptophyta; Magnoliopsida; Poales; Poaceae
Product: UPF0496 protein 3-like
Source: RefSeq, a predicted model, not a curated record
UUAAUUGUUGCACAUUCUGACAAACAUGCAUGCAUGCAUGUCAAGUUAUGUACUCUAGCACAAUGCACAUCCUCUUCCAUUAGUACACCAUAUGUCACAUAAAAACCAUUAAAUUAUAGAGCUAUGUUUAGAUUUAAAACAAAAACUUAGAGUAAUCUCUAUCUCUCAUCUACUAGCAAUAUUAAAAAAACUGAAGAUGAUUUUACCAUUACUCUGGUACGUUAUCUGUCUUUAAAUCUGUAUUUAAGUUUGUUCGUUUUUGAAAAUACAGAUAUAUGUUUGAAUCAGUUUUUAAGUUUACUCACUUUUAGAAAUACAAAAGAAAUAAUAUAAUAAAUCUCUUUAAAAGAACUCGUAUGCUAAUCUGAGACGAGAGUCCGAAUUGCAGUUCAUGAUUUCCUAAAUAAAUUAUCCAAGCACAUUUCACCAUAACUAAACAGUAUAAUAAUAAUAAUAAUAAUAAUAAUAAUAAUAAUAAUAAUAAUAAUAAUAAUAAUAAUAAUAAUAAUAAUAAUAAUAAUAGUUUUAACCUAUUGCAAUGCACGAGUGUAUAUAUAUAUAUUGCUAGUGUUUAAAUAUUAUAGGAGCCGGAGUAGCAUUCUAUUACUAGAUUGUUUGCAUCGCGUGGAAGGACGUAAACCCGGUCGAUCAGUCACUGUCUGGUGGACCCUCGCCGGCGGAGGUAAAAUAAAAAAAUAACGCAGUCACAAUGACACGGGGCUCUGUCGGAGCCAUCCAACCUGUAGCGUAUAUGCAUGCAUUCGUACAGGAGCACGCCAAGACAAGCCGCAAUCGAACCAUGUCGCUUCGCUUUGACACAUGUUAAUUAGCUAGCUAGCUAGCUAACAAUUCGUCGUCACAAACUAAACCAAACCAAAUCACACGCAUCUGUAUAAAAAGCAUUCGUGCGUGCAUAUCCAUCAACCAACCGCAACAUUGCAUUGCUAUCGAUCGAGGAGAUCGAGCAUGGCUGGCAGCACGUUCAAUUGUUUCGGUGCAUGCAUGCAGCAUCACGCUCAACAAGUUCAUGAGCCCAAGAAGGUGGUGGCGCCGUCGUCGAGCUUCGAUUUCCGGGAGGAGUACACGAGCGCGUUCCGGACCGAGUCGUACAACGACUUCUGGGCGCGCGUCCUGGACAUCACCCUCGCGCACGGCGCAGCCCUGGUGCCGCGCCAUGGCGGCGGCGGCGGCUGCGCGGCGUCGAAGCGGCUCCCCUCCUACCGCCUCUUCGCCGAGCACCUGCUCGAGCCGGACCAGCGCGCCGUCGCCGCAGCCCUCGCGUCGCCGCGCGGGAGCCGCCUCCGCCCCGACGUGCGCGGCCUCCUCGCCGCCUACUACGCCGAGACGGCCAACGCCUCGUUCCUCUGCAGCCACCUGCUCAAGGACAUCGAGCAUAUACGCCUCCGCUACCGCCCGCUCAAGCACACGCUCCGCAAGCUCGCCUCCGACGUCGGGGUGUCCGGCCUCGCCGACGUCUCCGCCGCGCUGGGGCAGCCGUUCACCGCGCUGGCCGCGUCGCAGGGGAGGCUCCGGGAGGUGCAGGCCGGCUCGGGCGACCUGCUCAGGGGCCUCGACGCCGGGAGGAAGAAGGCGCGCCACCGGAUCAGGAGCGUCGCGCGGCUCAGGCGGGCGCUGUCGGUGUCCUUCGUCACGGCCGUCGCCGUCGUGGCCGUCGUCGGCGCCUGCAUCGGCGUGCACAUCCUGGCGGCGUUCGCGGCGUUCCCGAUGAUGUCGCCGGCGUGGCUAGGGGAGCGGUUCUUCUCCGGGCGGGCGGCGCGGCGGGCGCUGGUGCAGCUGGAGGCCGCGGCGAAGGGCACGUACAUACUCAACCGGGACAUGGAGACGAUCAGCCGGCUGGUGGCGCGGGUGCGCGACGAGGGGGAACACAUGGUGGCGCUGCGGCGGCUGUGCGUGGAGCACCGGCCGGCGGCGGGCGCCGGCGGGAAGGGGAGGCUGGUGCAGGAGGUGCUGAGGCAGCUGAGCAAGAACGAGGAGAGCUUCAGGCAGCAGCUGGACGAGCUCGAGGAGCACCUCUUCCUCUGCUUCAUGACCACCAACAAAGCCAGGAUCAUGGUGAUGAACUUCAUGGCUGCUGCUGCAAGGUAGAGCUCUGGAUGCAUCAACAUGAUGAAGGAAAAAGGAAAUUCGUACCUCUGUAGGACACAUUUUAGUCUUUGUACAUAACAACAGUAGAUUUAUUUUUCUUAGUACAGAAAAAAGGGAAAAAUAUUUCAUUUGGCAUUAAAGGUUUUUGCUUUAUUUUUUUUGUACAUAUAUACACACAGCAUGUAAACAUGUUACAGCAUUGAGGAAAGAACCUGAAUGGUCUUUUGUGCAUCA